AUGUUCAUUAAGGCCAUCAUCCUCGCUUUCGUCGCUGUCGCCGUUGCCGUUUCCACAAAGGGCCAGGGCGACACCUGUGGCGACGGUAACAUCCUCUGCUGCGACCCCGAGACCGCGAAGCAGUUGACCGACCCCGGACUCGGUUCCGACGUCGACCUUCAGAAUCUCCUCGGCCAGUGCAACGAAGUCACUGUUCCCGUUGAUGAUACCGACGAUUCAAUUAAAAGCCAGUGCUCCCAGCAGGCUGUUUGCUGUGGCGAGAGUGAGCAGAAUGGUGUCGUUGACAUCGGCUGCACACCUCUUGACCUGUAG
Molecule: messenger RNA, 312 nt
Organism: Penicillium canariense
Lineage: Eukaryota; Fungi; Ascomycota; Eurotiomycetes; Eurotiales; Aspergillaceae
Product: hydrophobin family protein
Exons: 2
Coding region: 1-312 (103 amino acids)
Cellular component (GO): fungal-type cell wall
Molecular function (GO): structural constituent of cell wall
Source: RefSeq, a predicted model, not a curated record